UGUGCCACUUUCAGGUCUCCUCACACACUGCUGGUGUGUUCAAUUUUUUGUCAUAGGGUGCUGGCAGAUUACGGGCCUCCUAUAGCUGCUGCCAGGCCCCUAAUCUGCCAUGGGCCCCUAUACCGCCUCCUCAUGCUGCUGCCAGGUCCACAGUCUCUCAUGGGUCCCUGUACGGCCUCCCAUUGCUGCUGUCUCCAUCGCCACACUCUGCCAUGUGCCACUUUCAGGUCUCCUCACACUCCUGCUGGUUUCCAUUUUGUCAUAGGUUGCUGUAUGGCCUCCCAUUGCUGCUGCCUCCACCGCCACACUGUGGCUCCAAACACUGGUUUUGGCCCCGUGACUGGCCAAAUGAGUGAAGUGUGCGGUGAUUCUAAGAUCGACGGCACUCAUCUGCAUGUCAUACUGAGUGACAGUAUUAUUUCUCUUCCCCAGAAGACUCCAAGGGCAUUUAAAUUAAAGGUACAGUGUUCUGCACUAAUAUUA
Staurois parvus is the source of this 483-nucleotide messenger RNA. Lineage: Eukaryota; Metazoa; Chordata; Amphibia; Anura; Ranidae. The record is from the annotation of a GenBank genome assembly.